UGAAUGGUGACAGCAGUCAGCAGGUGAACAGGUGACAUGCUCGCUCACUUCCAGCGUUUUCAUGGCUCGUUCUGCGCCUCUGUGGCACGUUUGUCAUUCGUGAUCGCGGUUUAUUGUGGACUGUUCAGGAAUAUAACGAGUGGGACAUUAUUGUGAGUGUUUGAGAGGUUUAUGGUGUGUUAUUCUCCCGCUACGGGGUCUUAUUUGGAUUUGGAAAGCGACUUUACGCACAAGAUCUCCUCAAUCCAAGAUUUGGAAGUGAUUACUGCGCGGUGGGAUGGCGGAGGAAACCUUCAACGAAUCAUUUCCAGAUCUGAAGGAAGUGGAAAAUAAAGUUGGCAGGAAGACACCGGAAAGUCUUCUAAUUUGGAUGAGGGAUGCUGCGGACGGCGAAAAUGGAUGGAGGUCUGAUGUGGUGGACAUGGGAGACCGCAGCUCCGAUAGUUUUUCUGACAAAAUAAGCAAUUUAAAACAAGAGAUGAGGUGUCUGCGUUCUGCUGAUGUGAGGAUUCUGCGGCAGCUGGUAGCUGUGCACGAGGGAAUCGAGGCGAUGCGUUGGCUGAUGGAGGAUCGGGGCGCCUUAGCCAGCCAUGGCAGCAGCCUGACAGGCAGCCUGAGCAGCCUGGCCACGGUGGAGGAGGCCUCCAUGUCCCCCUGCAGAGAAAGCCAGAGUCCAACUCAGGAUUUGACUGAAACAUCUGGAGAGGAAUCAGCUGAUCACACACUAUCCUCUGAUGACGCGGAUACAAACCACAUGGAGAUCCCAGAGUCUACUGAAGCAAGGCAAUCAAGUCCUUCCACCCCUGAGUUUGAAGUCAGUAUUUCCACACAUGGCAGGCGUGAUGGGGCAUCAUCUACUCCUGUUAAUGGUUUGGUUAGAGCCAAAUUUCCAAAGUCACAACCACAAGACCUUAAAGCCGGCACUGACAUUGUCAGAAAAGCUCUCCUCAGAUCUAGCAGAGCAAAAAAAGACAUGAGAGCAGAGAGUGGUAGCUUUUCCCUCACUGAACAGUCACAGACAGAUCACCAAGCUCAGGAGAGUCCCCGAACCUCUCUGAACAAUACCAUGGAAGAGGAAGAGACUGCGCCCAAUAGAGAGACGGCUUUGCUGGGCUAUGACGCUCAGUGGUGCUGGGUGGAGUCACUGGACGAUGUGGUGUUUCUAUGAUCUUCCAUAAGCACCAUUUGAAUGGAUGAUCUCUGGUUUGAAGCUAUUCCUUUCAAAUUCGACAGUAAUGCAGUAGGAUUUAAAUUGCACUUUAAAACUGCUAAAUAAAUUAAGUAGAUGUAAACUGUUUGAUAUGUGUAUUUGUAAUACUUUCAAAAGCCCAAAAACAUGUUUAUCCUAUGAAGGCAACCACAAAUGUGAAGAAGCUCUUUUAGAAGAUUACUAGAAUUGCAGAGAUAUUGAUCAUGAACUUUUCUCUCGUUUUCAUGUGAUUGCAAUUAAUUUAAUUCAAUUGUCUGAUUUGUUCAUAUACUUUAAUGGCU
This is a messenger RNA of Trematomus bernacchii (emerald rockcod), 1491 nucleotides long. Its product is annotated as leucine rich adaptor protein 1-like. Bases 278 to 1168 code for a protein of 296 amino acids. The transcript is spliced from 3 exons. The record is from RefSeq and is a predicted model, not a curated record. Gene Ontology annotation, biological process: positive regulation of cytokine production; positive regulation of canonical NF-kappaB signal transduction. NCBI's taxonomy places the organism in Eukaryota, Metazoa, Chordata, Actinopteri, Perciformes, Nototheniidae.